AUGAGUUCACCAACUAGUCUAGAGGAGUAUUCAAAUAGCGGUGAAUCAACGAAUAAAGCACCCGAAUCAGGAAAUUCAAUAUCACCGAAUAAUGUCAACGCACAUCAUUACCACAAUGACGACAUGAACAACUUUAUAAUGGAUAACGAAUAUAACGAUUACGAAGAAUUACGGAAGUCAUUGAUUGUUAAAAAGAGGCUAUCAAGCAAAUCCAAGGACGAGUCUCGACUUGAUAGAUAUCAGAUAGACAAAAAUUCAUUAUUGAGAUUGCCCACGGAAAUCUUGUUGCAGAUUUUCCAUCAUUUGGAUAGACGUGAUUUGUAUGCAUUAUUGACUGUUUGUAAGGAAAUUGCCGAUUUGAUUAUUGAAAUUUUAUGGUUUCGUCCAAACAUGCAGAAUGACGGGUCGUUUAAACGAAUUAAGGAAGUUAUGGAAUUGCCCAGAGAUAAGACUCAUUGGGAUUAUCGUUUAUUUGUCAAGAGACUAAAUCUUUCAUUCAUGACCAAGUUGGUUGAUGAUGAAUUGUUGGGUUUAUUUGUGGGAUGUCCAAAAUUGGAAAGAUUGACAUUGGUAAAUUGUGCUAAAUUGACGAGAUUUCCCAUUACUAAAGUAUUACAAAAUUGUGAACGGCUACAAUCUAUUGAUUUGACGGGAGUCACGGAUAUCCAUGACGAUAUAAUAAACGCCCUAGCUGAUAACUGUCCCAGAUUGCAAGGGUUGUAUGCACCUGGAUGCAGCAAUGUAUCGGAAGAAGCAAUCAUCAAAUUACUAAGAUCAUGUCCCAUGUUGAAACGUGUCAAGUUUAACGCCAGUAAUAAUAUCACAGAUGAGUGUAUUUUGGUUAUGUAUCAAAAUUGCAAAUCCUUGGUCGAGAUUGAUUUACAUGGAUGCGAACAAGUUACUGAUUUGAAUUUGAAGCGAAUCUUUUUAGAAUUAUCACAGUUAAGAGAAUUUAGAAUAAGUAAUGCACCGGGAAUAACUGAUAAAUUAUUUGAAUUGAUUCCUGAGGGGUUCAUUUUGGAAAAAUUGAGAAUUAUUGAUAUAACGGGAUGUAAUGCCGUUACUGAUAAACUAGUGGAGAAGUUGGUUUCAUGUGCACCUAAAUUACGUAACGUUGUCUUGUCCAAAUGUAUGCAAAUCACAGAUGCAUCCCUUCGAGCCUUGAGUCAAUUGGGUCGAAGUUUACAUUAUAUUCAUUUAGGUCAUUGUGGAUUGAUUACAGAUUACGGCGUCUCCUCCCUUGUUAGGUUUUGUCAUCGGAUCCAAUAUAUUGAUUUAGCAUGCUGUUCACAAUUAACAGAUUGGACCUUGGUUGAAUUGGCCAAUUUACCUAAAUUGCGCAGAAUUGGAUUGGUUAAGUGUUCAUUGAUCACCGAUUCAGGGAUUUUGGAAUUGGUGAGAAGACGAGGCGAGCAGGAUUGUUUGGAACGUGUCCAUUUGUCAUAUUGUACCAAUUUAACCAUUGGUCCUAUUUAUUUAUUAUUAAAGAGUUGUCCUAAAUUAACUCAUUUAUCCCUUACUGGAAUUUCAUCAUUUUUAAGACGGGAAAUCACACAAUAUUGCCGUGAUCCUCCCCCUGACUUUAACGAACAUCAAAAGUCGUUGUUUUGUGUAUUUAGCGGUCAUGGAGUUAACCAAUUGAGGAAUUAUUUAAAUCAAGUAAUGGAAGAACGCACUUAUCAGAUUGAUCAAGGUGACAUUCAAGCAUUAUUUCAUGAGCGAAGAAGAAGAUUUUUAGGCGGAAAUAAUAAUGCCCGGGCCGCAGCGGGUGGAGACAUGGAUUUAGACGACGAUCCCAUAAAUGACGACACAAUAGCCAGGAGGUUUGGUCAAUUACAACAGCAAAUGCGGGCAGAUGCCGCCGAAGCAGGUGGUAACAAUGGAUUGGAAAGAUUUAUGUUGCAAGAUCCUGCCAUGGCUGAUCUUAACCGAGAUAUAUUUAGAGGAAUAACCGAAGGAGACAUGGGACCUGAUGAGAUGAGAGAGCAUUUUCAAUUAUUGAUUAGAACUCACCAACAACAAAGGUUGCAACAGCAACAACAGGCAGCAGCAGCUACACCUACAGGUAGGCAAAGACAAGCCAAUCCUCAGAAUGCCCCACAAAUAGACCAGACCCCCGUGUUUCCUAAUGCCGAACGAGCUGGACAAAUAAUUGAAGAAGAUGAGGAUGUUGAGAUGGAACAAGUUGAUCUUUUCCCUCGAAAUACUUCUCCAUAA
Molecule: messenger RNA, 2217 nt
Organism: Spathaspora passalidarum NRRL Y-27907
Lineage: Eukaryota; Fungi; Ascomycota; Pichiomycetes; Serinales; Debaryomycetaceae
Gene: GRR1
Product: SCF ubiquitin ligase complex subunit
Exons: 1
Coding region: 1-2217 (738 amino acids)
Biological process (GO): SCF-dependent proteasomal ubiquitin-dependent protein catabolic process
Cellular component (GO): SCF ubiquitin ligase complex
Molecular function (GO): protein binding
Source: RefSeq, a predicted model, not a curated record